AUGGAGGAAGACCUUGAAACUUUCCUGAAAGCGAGAGGAGUAUCGGCUGAGAGCAUAAAUGUCAUGAAACAGGACAAGAAGCUACCAGUUCAACCACCAGCAUCAAAAAGAUCCAGAAGAUUCAGCCCUCUGCCCGAUUCAUCUGAAGUGCCCACUGAAAAUAGAGCUCUUAGUGAUGAAGAGGAUACACUGGUGUUGAUGCACACUGAUGUUGCUGUUCCAAACACCUCAUCUCAUGGGCAGCCUCUACUGUCGAAUGAAGCUCUCCAUGAAAUAAUGGAAACAAAUGUACAGCCAAUCAACAGUGAAAUAUUUCCAUCAGACGAACCAGGCUCUGCAAAUCCAGAAGUACAUUAUAUAUGGGUUCAUAGGGUUACCAUUAUAAAAGAUCUGGUUAGGUACUUCUUGGAUCCAAACAUCACAAAGUACACUUUAAAGAUGGAAUUCCUGAAUGAAAAUGCGAGUGAUGACUCUGGAGUGUCCAGAGAUGUUUACUCUGAAUUCUGGGAGAAGUUCCUGGAGCAGUGUGAAGGCGAGGAGGAGAGGGUACCAAGACUGAAGCCCGAUACCACAAAGGAAGAAUGGAAGGCAGUCGGAAGGAUUUGGGCCAAAGGUUUUAUAGACCAUGGUAUGCUGCCUGUGAGGCUUUCAAAAUCUUUCAAAUUGUCAUCUAUUCAUGGUAUUGACACCGUUGAUGUAAAUGUACUGAUGUCGUCUUUCCUUAACUACGUCUCCUAUAAUGAAAGAAAAACUAUUGAAAGGGCUUUAGAGGGUAAACUUGAGGAAAGUGAUGAGGAGGACUUGCUUGAUCUUUUAUCAAGAAUGGGUUCUCAGUGCCUUCCUCAUAAAGAAAACUUGGUGUCUACCAUUCAAACAAUGGCUCAUAAAGCCAUUCUCCAACAGCCUAAAUACAUAAUAGACUGUUUUUCCGAGGCUUUAUCAUAUGUACAGCUGAACCUGUUAGACAAAACAAGUGUGCUAUCUGUAUACGAAAUGAAAAGGGCUACUGGCAAAAAAGUUGCACAGCUACUUCAAACCUCAAAUGAAAUUCUUUCUCAACAAGAGCAGCGCACAUUCAACCAUAUUCAGCGGUAUGUAAGGAGUGCUGACCAAAAGAAGGUGGAGCAAUUUCUCCGUUUCUGUAUUGGCUCUUCUUCCAUGUGUGUUGAUAAAAUAACAGUCGGCUUCAAUGCAGAGAAUGGUCUCAACAGGAGACCUGUUAGUCACACUUGUGCUGCUACCCUGGAACUGUCUUACAUGUACAGCUCUUAUCCAGAGUUCCGCACAGAGUUGGAUAAUAUUCAGUCUAGUAAUUACCUAACCAUGGAUAUAAUGUGAACAAUUACAAAGCACUCACAGUGCGUACCUCCGUCAGAAGGGCAGCACCUUCAUGAGGCUAUUUUGAAAUUACAUGUUUUGAUCCUGGCAACCUUUGCAUUCCAGUCACUUCUUCCUUGGGUCAUUGUUUACCUACAUGCAAAGUUUCAGCAAAAUCUGGUCAAAAUUACAUCUUAUAACCCUUGUGACUUUUGACCUACGCAUUCCAAAAUCUAACAUUUUCCUUGUGCCAUUUGCAGCCUAUCCUAAAAAAUUUCAAAUCUGUUCAUAACUUUUCAAAUUAUUUUGUCCACAAACAGAUAAACUAACAGAUGAUUACAUUACCUCCUUGGCAGAGGUAAAGGUGAAUAAUGGGUUUACAUUUUUAUGUUGCUUAUGUUAUAUUCACUGCAUUUUAUGAAAACUGCAAAAAUGGAUAGUAUGAAAACUUUGAGUUAUACCUUUUUUUUUUUUAAAUAUUUGAAAGUUUUUGAAAAACAAUGUUUAAUGUGUUUUCAAAUGAUUAACCAGGUUUGUUUUGACAGGUGACUAGCAUAUACUCGUAACCUAAAAAUAUACAAUAACUGCUUGAAAGUGUUUUCAUGCUACUUAUUUCAUGUGAAUUACAUUUUAUUUGUUGUAAAAUGUGAAUGUUCCUGGAAAAACAGGUUCAACUUGUCAAAUAAGUAUUAACUUAUUUGUUAGUUAUUGAUAGACAAACAGGAUAUGUUCAAGUCCAUUUGUUACCAAAGAAUGUUUACAGUGUUCAAUUUACAAGCAAUUUUGUAUCCAAGCUGUAAAUAUUGAUACAUUGUUUAAAUUCGGUCAUUACAAUUC
Molecule: messenger RNA, 2154 nt
Organism: Sphaeramia orbicularis (orbiculate cardinalfish)
Lineage: Eukaryota; Metazoa; Chordata; Actinopteri; Kurtiformes; Apogonidae
Exons: 4
Coding region: 1-1338 (445 amino acids)
Molecular function (GO): ubiquitin-protein transferase activity
Source: RefSeq, a predicted model, not a curated record